Penaeus chinensis is the source of this 629-nucleotide messenger RNA. RefSeq lists its product as uncharacterized. Bases 228 to 629 code for a protein of 133 amino acids. The transcript is spliced from 3 exons. The record is from RefSeq and is a predicted model, not a curated record. NCBI's taxonomy places the organism in Eukaryota, Metazoa, Arthropoda, Malacostraca, Decapoda, Penaeidae.
CCAGUUUGAAUGGUCAAUGCAUAUAUAUGACUCGUUGUGGGGAUUCUUCCGUGCGUUCACUUGCCAUUAAAUGGUCAACAGCAGCAACGCUGUUGUUGAUAAAGGCAUACAGUGACAAUAAACAGUCUUUCCAGCAGUACAAAGAGGAAAUACAAAAUAUGGGAAGAUAUUGCUUCAGUGCUGCAAGAUGCUGGACAUCCUGUCACUAGGGAAGUUUGGACAAAAAGAUGCGCGGACUAAAAAACAGAUACAAAAUAAUUAAAGAUAAUGCAAAGUUAAGUGGACGAGGCAGUGACACACAAUGGCCAUUCUUUGAAGCAGUGGAUGAGGUUCUUGGACGUGAUCCUAGUGUAAUACCAGUUGCAAAUGAGUCGUCAUUAAUGAUAGGUCAACCUUCGACUAGUGCUGGACCAUCUGAAGUUGUGGAACUUCCAGUGCCAUCACCAUCACAAUCACAGUCUACCAGUUCAAGAACUCUCUCUCCAGCUCCAUCAGCAUCAUUCCUUCCAUCACCAAGAUCUCAUAAACAGAGGCGUUCAGAAGAACAAGAGACGUCACAGAGGAGAGAACAUGUCAUCUCAGCACUAGACAAAUUAGCUGAUCUUGUUGCUAGAGAAAUGUUGUGUUAG